Hyposmocoma kahamanoa is the source of this 1866-nucleotide messenger RNA. RefSeq lists its product as uncharacterized. Lineage: Eukaryota; Metazoa; Arthropoda; Insecta; Lepidoptera; Cosmopterigidae. The record is from RefSeq and is a predicted model, not a curated record. The transcript is spliced from 6 exons. The coding region runs from base 281 to 1159 and encodes 292 amino acids.
AAUAUCAGAAUUUCAACUUAAGGAAUGGAGAAAUAUUUCAAAUAAUACUGUUAGUGUUUAUUAAAGUUAGUGUUAUCUAUUGAUGUAUUACUAUAUUAUAGACAUAGUACCUUAUUGUUGUUGUGAUUAGUUAUUUCUUCAUGUUUCCACUGACUUACGUACAACCAACAACGACUUUUAUCAAUUGCAUAGAUUUAUGUAGGUACAAAGUGUACCAACCAACCUUGUUUAGUAUGACUGUUACUGUUGUAUUUAUGCACGACAGUUGUUCCUGUUGCAUAUGGACGACAUAAUUGGAACAAUCAACGAGAACUGGCUCCCGCGCGAGGACACGGGCGGGUGCAGCGAUGUCGGCAUCAAUCGCCCUGGAAACGCGAUUCUAGGUCACACGGAAGACGCAUUCGCAGAGACGCUAAACCAUUUCUACUUUAUAUCGGCGCACGUUACACCCACUCCGGAAGAUCGGGCAAAUGGGGCCGUGGAGGAGCACUUCACGUCGCUGUGCUACGCCGGCCAAUUGCCUGGAUACACUAUGAGCUUCAACGAGCACGGCCAGGUGUUCACUAUCAACACGCUUAGUCCCAAAGCACUCAAGCCGGGACACACACCCCGCACGUUCAUGACGCGCGCCCUGCUUGCGGCGAGGAAUAUGAAUGAAGCCGACCGCUGCUUGCUGGACAAGGGUCUUGGCGUGGCCAACGGCUUCUCCGUAAACAUGUUUUGGACGAACGCCGCCGGAAAACACCAGCUGCGCAACAUCGAAGUGGCGCCCAACCUCGUUGGAGACAGUUCGUUACUGCAUGAAAAGACAUUCAACGAGGAAGCUUUGGUGCACUGCAACUUAUACUUGCGUCUGCCAGUGGUGGAGGUGAUCGGGCCAAUCAUUGAUAGCAGCAAAGUGCGCCUUGAGUUGCUGCGGCAACACGGCAAACCGACUUCGCGCAACGAUAUCGCCGAUGCCCUCUCCAUCACAUCCGGCAAGGAAUUCACCGUCUUCCAGAAAAAACCAGAUUCCACCAUUAAAACUAUUGCUGUCGGUAUCUUCGACCUGGAAGCGCGGACAUGGAGCGUGUACGUAAACGAGCCCAACGCCUCGGAACCAGUCGCCGUUCUGCCAAUGCGUUUUACGGAGCUCACUUGUGAUGACGCAGCUUUCUAAUUACUUAUUAGUUAAAAUCAAUACACUCAAUCAUUGACCAUGACUCACACCAAACACAAAGAUAUUCAACUUUAAUUCUGAAAUGUUACAAGUCAAACUUGUAAAAGUGCAUAAAUUAUUAUAUUGAAAUUCAAACCAUUUCAAGUGCAUGUGACAUCAAGUAAGUCGUAGGUAAUAGGACUGUGUUCUACCCUGUACCUGAUAUAAUAACUUGGGUGUCCGAAACUUUCGAGUUUUAGCGGUGUCCUUUAUCUUGAGUUAGUAUUUACCUACGGUAGGAAACCGUCUUCUAUUCUCUGCUUCUAAGCCUUAAUCCACCAUUCAAGUGACAUUGUCCAAAUUUACAGGGCUAUACCAUUAAGACCCGACAAUCUGUUUAAAUAAAAACCGUUUAAAAAAUCGCUAUAUAUUGCGACUUGAAAUGUGACUACCGAAAGGUUAGAUUCAGUUAAUAGUAUUAUAAUAAGACAGCAUAGCUUAUAUACAUAUAAAUAUAUAUAACGCUAAAUAUAACACUAUAAUAGUACAUUAUGAUAUAAGUGCGGUAAGUUGAAAAUGACAGCCGAGGCGAUAUUGCUAUAAGAAAGCAGAGGCUGUAAUUUUCAAAGCGCACGUAUGUCAUACGACGUUUUAUAACAUAUUUGCGAGGAAAUAAAUAAGACUCUGACUUUCUUAAACGAAUAAAUCUUUAAUUACUUGUUAAAGCA